AUGGCGGAUGGUGAUGAAGAUUGCGAUCAAGUGGAGCAAGAAAAUGAACUUUCUGCCUUAACUUCGAUCUAUGAUUUAGAUACAUUCCAGCCACACGAUGAAACGGCAAAUCAAUUAGGAGGAAUACUGUAUGCGAUGGUUAAUAUCCCACCGUCAUUUCAAGUGAUCGUUGAAAGAAGCCAAGAUCAAGUGCAAACUUACGCCAUUAGCUACCUGCCCGCCAUUUGCCUGGAAUUCACUUUGCCAAAGUGUUAUCCUAGCCUCCGGCCACCUACAUUUACAAUAUCUUGUUGCUGGCUUAAUAAAUUUCAGCUCUCGCUUCUUUGCGAACAUUUGGAUCAAAUAUGGGAGGACAACACAGGCUGCGUUGUCCUAUUCGAUUGGUUUCAAUUUCUAACCGAUGAAGCAAUCGAUAAAUUAGGCAUUUUACAAUCAGUAUGCUUACACUUAAAGAGUAAAAAAAGUGCUACUACCUCACAAGAAGAAGAUCUAUCCGAUCCAGUACGAGUCGUUGAUCCACGUGUUGUACAAGAAAUACCAUCGCUAAAUAUGAUCAUGGAAAGGAUUAUUACGUUUAAUGAACAAACUAUCGAUAGAAAUUUCAUCAACGGCUAUCAUGCUUGUAAUAUAUGUUUCGAUGAAAAAUCUGGCGCCGAUUGUGUCCAAUUGCAACCUUGUCAACAUGUUCAUUGCAAAGAUUGUGUCAGUAAUUACAUCACGGUCAUGAUUGAUGAUGGUAAAGUCAAUCCCAUCGCCUGCCCAAGUCAAGAGUGUUCCUCUCAAAUAUUACCAUUAAUGAUUCAACGACUCGUUAGUAAUGAAUAUUACGAGAGAUAUGAACAACUACAACUACGCUCUGCUCUAGAGACUAUGUCUGAUGUUGUCUACUGCCCUAGAUUAUCCUGUCAAACGGCCGUUUUAGUAGAGAAAAAUAGCCUUUUAGGACGCUGUCCUGGCUGCCAAUAUGCAUUUUGCAUUAAAUGUCAACGAGCCUAUCAUGGCGUCGUGCCAUGUACACUCAGUCCUAAAGAUGCACGCGAAUUAUGCGAGCGCUACAUGAACGGUAAUGCUGAAGAACGCCUUGAAAUGGUCAAACUCUAUGGUGAGCAAAAGUUACACAAAGUUAUAGAGCAAAUUCAAAGCGAAGACUGGCUACAAAAAAAUAGCAAACGAUGCCCAAGAUGUAGAGCUGAUAUCGAAAAGAAAGAUGGUUGUAAUAAAAUGCAUUGUGUUAUAUGUCAUGGUAACUUUUGCUGGAUUUGUCUACAAAAACUAGAUAAACAUAGACCAUAUAUUCAUUUUUCUAAUCCCAGUAGCCGAUGCUUCAACAAGUUAUUUGACGGAAUUGUUCAACAUGAUGACAGCGACGAUGAUGAUGAAUUUUGGUAA
Messenger RNA from Trichoplax adhaerens, 1389 nucleotides. RefSeq lists its product as uncharacterized. NCBI's taxonomy places the organism in Eukaryota, Metazoa, Placozoa, Uniplacotomia, Trichoplacea, Trichoplacidae. The transcript has 2 exons. Gene Ontology annotation, biological process: positive regulation of proteasomal ubiquitin-dependent protein catabolic process; protein polyubiquitination; ubiquitin-dependent protein catabolic process. Gene Ontology annotation, cellular component: cytoplasm; ubiquitin ligase complex. Gene Ontology annotation, molecular function: zinc ion binding; ubiquitin protein ligase activity; ubiquitin conjugating enzyme binding. The record is from RefSeq and is a predicted model, not a curated record. The coding region runs from base 1 to 1389 and encodes 462 amino acids.